Messenger RNA from Pyricularia oryzae 70-15, 537 nucleotides. RefSeq lists its product as uncharacterized. The transcript has 2 exons. NCBI's taxonomy places the organism in Eukaryota, Fungi, Ascomycota, Sordariomycetes, Magnaporthales, Pyriculariaceae. The record is from RefSeq and is a predicted model, not a curated record. The coding region runs from base 1 to 537 and encodes 178 amino acids.
AUGGCUGGGUGCUGGCUGAUCUCACUUCGCACAUCAGCCGGGCCAAUCCUGCUGGUUCGACCUGCAAUCGGGAAGCGAGCCCGAGGGCACCAAGAGCCUUCGGUGACAAGCACCGCGACCCCAGGACCCACGGCGACCCCUUCAGCCACUACAAGUGCCACGCCGCUGGGCGCAUCUGCAGAUCGGAGGCUGAGCGACGGCGCCCAAGCUGGGAUCGGAAUUCGAGCAUUCCUGGGAGCCCUGUUGCUUUUGGGGCUGGUAUCGUUUCUCGGUUUCCGUUUCCGCGGUGCGCGUACCAAGCGUGGCAGCCACCAGGACAUGGUUCCGGCGUUGGGCCCUACAAAGACCGACAGCGCGUCGCAGUCCGAGGCGCACAGUUACAUGGCAUCCGAAGAAACCAUUUCGAUACGACAACGUGCCGAGGUCUUUGACGUGGGGGUGCGCCCGGAUCUUUAUUUGUACCAGCAGUGGCAAGCGCCGCUGGUGCCCGAACUGCAGACGGAACCCGAUGUGGAAACCCACAAGUACCGGGUCUGA